CCGCGGGCGCUGUCCGUCAGGCGCGCGGGGCGGGGCCGGCGCCGCCCGCGGGCCAGCAGGGUGCGUUGCGCCGCGCGGUGUCUGAGGCGGCGGCUCCGCUCCGCGCCCGCCGCGCCCGCUCCCGCCGGUACCGGAGAUUUGUCCUUUCCCCCUGCAGCGAGUGCCCUGUGUGCCACAGGAGCUGGGGACACGUGCCCAGGAGCAGUCGAGGAAUCCAGAAAAAUUCCAGGAAUCCCCACGAGAACGAGGCUGCUCUGCAGUGGGAAGGACUCUGCGGUGCUGCCCGGAGCUGAUGGCAGACAAUGUCCACCACUAACAACAUAGCGCAGGCCCGCAAGCUGGUGGAGCAGCUCCGCAUCGAGGCCGGGAUCGAGAGGAUCAAGGUCUCCAAAGCAUCCUCGGAGCUGAUGAAUUACUGUGAGCAGCAUGCUCGGAAUGACCCGCUGCUGGUGGGAGUUCCUGCUUCUGAGAAUCCCUUUAAGGACAAAAAACCCUGCAUCAUCCUAUAGCUGCGGAUCCCUCGGGAAGGGAAUCCCCAUCCAGCCUCUGGAUCCAGGCUCCUCCACACCUCCACCUGCACCCAGGGGUAAAAACUCAACGCUGGCUUCAAACAGAACUUAAAAAUCCCGAGAAAAACAAAAAAAAACCGAAAAAAAUCCCCCAAAAAACACCCAAAAACGUAAAUUUGGAAGCGGGGGUUUUUAGGGAAGGGGCGGCUGCUUCAUGGGGAGGAAAGUGGGAUUAGGAAUUGGAAUCAGGAUUUUAAAAUUUACCCAGGGUUGAGGGAGGAAAGGAAGGAGGGGGGGAUUUUUUAAUUGGGAUAUUUGGAUUUGGGAAAGGGGUGGUGGAGGAGGAGGUGGGGGGGUCAUUCCCAGUGGGAUGUGAGAGCUGGACCUGGAUCCAAUCAGAGCCAGAUCAGCAGGAAUUUCCUCUGGAGGAGGGGUGAGGUGGGAAUAAUUUUGUAGAAAAUCAGUACAAAAAAAAACCCAAAAAACUCAAAAAAACCCCAAAUCCAGCUGGAAAAAUCCCUGUUGGGAAUGGCCAGAGGGAGGCUGGGGAGGCUUUUCCCUGCAUCCCAGGGCUCUGCUGGGAUCCAGGGAUGGCCCUGUGGGGGAAUUCCCAGCUGGGAGAGAUCCCAGGAGGAAUUUUAGGGAGCCCCAGGGAUGGGGGAGGCCAGGAUCUCUGUGCUGUCCCCAAAUUCAGGGAGGGAGGGAAGGGAAGGGAAGGAGCUUCCUGGUGCAUCCAGAAUCUUGGAAAAAUCGACUUUUUUGGGGGAGUUUCAACCCGAAUCAGCAAAUUCCCAGCGUUUCCCAUCUCCCUUUUCCACACUGGAAUUCUUCCCACUAAAUCCAGAGCCUGGGAAAUGCCCAGGGAAGUUUAGGGCAGGGGAGGGGGAGUGGAGGGACCAGUUCUGUUCCCAUCCCUUGGGAAUCUGGGACUGGGAUUGAACUGGGAGUGCCUGGAUCUCACAGGGAUGAACCCAGCACGGAGGGGAGAGCAGGGGAAGGGGAACAGGGAAAGGGGAACAGGAAAAGGGAGCAGGGAAAGGGGAACAGGAAAAAGGGAGAAGGAAAAGGGGGAUCUGGAAAAGGGGGAGCAGGGAAAAGGGAGAAGGAAAAGGGGAGCAGGGAAAGGGGAGCAGGGAAAGGGGGAACAGGGAAAGGGGAACAGGAAAACAGGAGCAGGGAAAGGGGAACAGGGAAAAGGGAGAAGGAAAAGGGGAGCAGGGAAAGGGGGAACAGGGAAAGGGGAACAGGAAAACAGGAGCAGGGAAAGGGGAACAGGGAAAAGGGAGAAGGAAAAGGGGAACAGGAAAACGGGGAUCUGGAAAAGGGAGAGCAGGAAAAGGGGAGCAGGAAAACAGGAAAAAGAGGAGCAGGAGAUGCUUCCAUGGAGCCCCUGUGUGCUCAGGAGAGCUCCGGGAAUUCCGUGGAGUGGCCACUGGAUCUGUGGGGAAGGGACAGAUCCCGGGAUUCAGGUGCAGUGUCCGAGCCCAAUCCAUGGCCCCAGGGCCCAUCCUGGGGCUCAGCAGCUCCUGGGGGACAUUCCCAGAUCCCAGAAUCCCAGAAUCCCAGAAUCCACGAGGAUGGGAAAGAUUUCCCAAGACCUCCAUAGGGAGAGGCCAUUCCCAGUUAUCCCGAGCACAGGUUUUUGGGAAGAAAGGAAUAAAACCAACCCAGCCACACCUCGUGUGAAAUCCUGGGAGUUUCCCCAUUCCCCCCAAAGCUUUGGAUUGGUUUAGGAAUGUCAGGGAUCCCAUCAGGGGACAGGGAGCAAUUCCCACGGGAAAGGAUUUGCAAUUCCCAUGGGAAAGGAUUUGCAAUUCCCUGGAUUCCCACUGAACCCCCCAGCCCACACUGGUGCUGCUGGGCACCGGGAGCUGCUCCAGCCCUUUCCAGAGGGGGAUGGAAUUCCCGGGGCUGCAGGGAUGUCGCUGCUCCUUCUUUUCAGUUUUGGACACUAAAGCUGUGCAGCUUUUCCUGGGAAUGCUCCCAGGAAUUCCAGGGCUCGGGAAUGUCCCCCAUCCCCUGGGGGGGAGCAGAGCAGGGAAAACGGGAGCAUUUCCCAGGAAUUUCCCUGGCUGCCCCUCUGUCCCAGCAAAGCCUUUUCUGGAGGGUUUGAUCCCAAAUCCCAAAUCCCAAAUCCCAUCCCGCUCCAAGCCCCGCCCGCCGGGAAUCGCGCGGCCGCUCCCGAGUCCAGCCCGGGAUUCCUUCUCCAGGAGGGAAUUCCCUCCUGUCCUUAAUCUCUCGGACAGUUCCAGCCUUAUUUUUCUACUCCAGAUCUGAUUCUUCCUCUGUGUUCGAGACCAGAGCUUGGUGCUAUCCUUGGAGCCGGGGCUGGAGCCGGGAAUUCUUCCUCCCCCCCUCCUCCUCCUCCUCCUCCUCAGGGGCUCCAACCCCCCCCCGUCCCAUCCCGGGAGAAUCCCCUGGGAUGUGAAUCCCGAGGGAUGCGGGGUCAGAAGCUUUGGGGUCGCUCUGCCUCCCCCACACCGGGGUCAAAGGAGCGGGAGAAGGGAAAAGGGAAAAGGGGGAAGGGAAAAAGAGCCAGGAAAAGGGGGAAGGGAAAAAGAGCCAGGAAAAGGGAUGGGAGAAGGGAAAAGGGAAAUGGGGAAAGGGGAAAAGGAGCCAGGAAAAGGGAUUGGAGAAAGGAAAAGGGAAAAGAGAAAUGGGGAAAAGGGAAAAGGAGCCAGGAAAAGGGAUUGGAGAAAGGAAAAGGGGAAAGGGGAAAAGAAAAGGGAGAAGGGAAAAGGGGAAAAGGGAAAAAGAGCCAGGAAAAGGGAUGGGAGAAUGGAAAAGGGGAAAGGGGAAAGGAAAAGGGAGAAGGGAGAAGGGAAAAGGGGGAAGGGGGAAGGGAAAAGGGAAAAGGGGAAAAGAGCCAGGAAAAGGGAUUGGAGAAGGGAAAAUGGAAAAGGGAAAAGGGGGAAGGGAAAAGGGGAAAGGGGAAAGGAGCCUGGAAAAGGGGAAAGGGAGAAGGGAAAAAGGAAAAGGGAAAAGGGGGAAAGAGCCAGGAAAAGGGAUGGGAGAAAGGAAAAGGGAAAUGGGGAAAGGGGAAGAGGGAAAAGGAGCCAGGAAAUGGGAUGGGAAAAGGGAAAUGAAAGGGGAAAAGGAGGCAGGAAAAGUGGCAAGGAGCUGGGGGAAAAAGGGAAAGGAGCAGGGAAAAGGGGUUGGGAGAAGGGAAAGGGGAGAAGGGGAAAGGGGAAAGGAGCCAGGAAAAGAGGUUUGGAAAAGGGAAAAAGGGGUUGGGAGAAGGGAAAAGGAGAAGGGAAAGCAGCUGGGAAAAGUGAAAAGGAGCCAGGAGAAGGAAAAGGGUCAGGGAGAAGGGAAGAGGAAUGGGAGAAAAGGGAUGGGAGAUGGGAAAAGGAGCCAGGAAAAGGGGCAGGGAGCAGGGAAAAGGGGUUGGGAAGAGGGAAAAGGAACCAGGAGAGGGGGCAGGGAGCUGGGAGCAAGGCUUGGAGCAUCUCCCAUGGGAUCCCACAGGGAGCUGGGGUGGGAGCUGCUGGCAGGCGCUGGUGUCUCCAUGGGUGACUCGUUUUUGUUGGGAAAAAAAAUCCUUAAUUUUUCUUUUCUUUUUUUUUUUUUUCUUUUUUUUCCCCCUUUUUUUUUUUCCCAGAAUUUUCUCCAUGUCCGAGUAAAUCCGUGCUCAUGCUGUGGGUGUUUUUGUAUGGCAGAAAUAGAAGUGCAGAUUCCCAGUAGUUGCUUGUACUUUGUUUAGUGCAUUUGCCAAAUAAAUUUAUUUUAAAAAAAUUUUGAAAAGAAAAAAAAAAAGGAAAAAUGAGGAAAAAACCCACAAAAAAAAAAAAAGGGAAAAAGGAGGGGGAAAAAACACAAAAAAAAGACUUCUCAGAAGUUUUUAAGUGCUGGAAGGGGGAGCAGAAGGAGCUGGAGCCCAGCUCCACAAAAGCCUUUUUUUUUGGGAUUUAACCACAUGCCCAGAUCUGCCCGGCCUUUCUUUAUGGGAUGUGGUGAAGCCAGUGCCAAAAAUAGAAAUCUGGGAAUAAAAGGGCCAGGGAAACAUCGCUCCUGUUCCAGCUUCCCUCCCUUUGCCUCGCCCUCCCUCCCUGCCUGGGGAUGGAGCCGGGACACCCCGGAGCCUCUGGCUCUCCCAAAUGCCCCUUUUUAUUUCCCCCCCUAAAAUCCUUCAAAAUCCACCUUUAUUUAACAAAAUCCAAUAAUUCAUUUACUCCGAGCCCACGUGGGAUCCUUGGCUCUCCUCGUUUUCUCCUCUCUGGUCUAUCAUUCAGAUGCUCAUUAAUUAUUAUUAUUAUUAAUUAUUAUUAUUUGCCAAACUCUGAUCUCGUUGCCAAACUCCACUCCAGGUUUUUCCCAGCCCGUCCUUAGGAAGUGCUCGGUGUCUGUGCCGUAGGCUCCUCAUCCGUCUGCAAUUCCCUUUUGUUUUUAUUUUUUUGGGAUUGUUUUGUUGAUUUUUCCCUUUCUCGUGUGCCAUGGCCCCGCCCCCUCCUCGCACCGUGUUUAAUAUUUCGUGGAAUCGUUGUUCCCAAGUGAAUGGAUAACACAAUAAAAAAGGCUCACUUUGCA
Molecule: messenger RNA, 5036 nt
Organism: Passer domesticus (house sparrow)
Lineage: Eukaryota; Metazoa; Chordata; Aves; Passeriformes; Passeridae
Gene: GNG7
Product: G protein subunit gamma 7
Exons: 5
Coding region: 303-509 (68 amino acids)
Biological process (GO): G protein-coupled receptor signaling pathway
Cellular component (GO): heterotrimeric G-protein complex
Molecular function (GO): G-protein beta-subunit binding
Source: RefSeq, a predicted model, not a curated record